UGCAGAAAGUGUGGAAUUUAUGUGUCGAAAUACCAAUAGCUUGAGUAAAAGUAAUUGAAAGUGGAAUUUGUGCACGGGAUUCAAGUUUAUUUACACUACCGAUUACAACGAUGCAACGAGCUACCACGUUGAUUAUGCAACAGGUGCUGCGUCAAAGGAUGCAGUGCCUCGUGUCCAAUUCUCGAUUACCAGUGGCAACUUUCACUCAUCAUCAUCAGCAGCAGCAGCAUCGUUAUACGGCUACGUCAACGGUGACAAGUAAACAAGCGACGCCACCACCGAGACACGACUGGAAUCGUGCGGUUAGCGAGGCGGAGCGGAUUGUUGGAUAUCCCACCUCGUUCCUCAGUUUACGCUGGUUACUCAGCGAUGAGAUUGCCAAUGUGGCGCUGCACUUGCGCAAGCUGGUGGGUAGUGCGCAUCCGUUAAAGAAGACUGCCAAGCACCUGCUGUACAAUGGCAAGAACACAAUGCAAGCCUGGGGACUGAUUGUGCUGCUCGUGUCCAAGGCUGGCGGACAUGCCGCCAACAUUCCGGAUGUGGAGCAGGACAAGAGCGCUGGCGUACUUCACUCGCAAAGAGCGCUGGCCGAGGUCACUGAAAUGAUUCGCAUCUCCCGCUUGGUGCACAAUAGCGUCGUCAACUUGCAAUCGGGCACUCAGGCAGGACAGGAUGGCACCACCUUCGACGACAUGUCCUUUGGCAACAAAAUUGGUCUGCUCACAGGUGACUAUCUGCUGGGACACUCCAGUGCUAAGCUGGCCAAUCUGCGCAAUCAGGAAGUUGUGGAAUUGAUUUCCUCCGCUGUGCGCGACUUUUCCGAAUCGGAAUUCAUUGGCGAACGCGACGAACAGAAUAAUCCGCUGCCCUUCAAACCGGGCACCUUCCAGCGUCCCUGGCUCGGCGUUGGCGUCGAUUUCAACGAACAUGACGUACAUGCUCCUAUGCCCAUUGGCCAGGUGAUGGGCAAUCCUGAGCAGGAGUGGGAGUGUCGUAAUAUUCUGAAUGCCGGCAGUCUGCUGGGAAAAUCCUGUCAGGCAUCCCUUAAGUUGGCCCAACAGAGUGAAGAGAUGCAACGUCAUGCCUAUCGCUUUGGCAAGCAUCUCGCCCUCGCCUGGCAAGCCUGCUUGGAUGCCGAGAUCUUUCAAACUCCCACCUUACCACUGGACGCACAGUUUAGUUUAGUGAGUGCCCCAGUGCUGUUCCAUUUGGAGCACGACCCAAGCAUGUAUGCGCUGCUGGAGAAGGGCAAACAGACAGUGGAGAACAUUGACUAUCACAAGAUACACAAGAUCGUUAUAGCCGGCCCGGCGUUAGCCAAGACUAAGGAGCUGCAGUGCAAGCACACGGCAGCGGCGCUCACAGUGCUGCAACAUUUCCCGGCGACGGAUGCACGACAGGCGCUGGAGAACAUCAUACUGGCGAUGCAGGAUUUGUGACGCGGGUGGAAGACGACGUCAAUGGGUUCAGGUUUUAAUUAUAGUACAAUGACAUUAGCUUAAAGCGUAUACAGUUCACAAUUUAGACUAAUGCAGAACAUUAAGCGGGGCGGACAAAUGAAUUUGUUAUACAAGUACUUAUAAAAAUAAAGUCA
Drosophila sulfurigaster albostrigata is the source of this 1594-nucleotide messenger RNA. RefSeq names its product all trans-polyprenyl-diphosphate synthase PDSS2-like. Gene Ontology annotation, biological process: ubiquinone biosynthetic process; isoprenoid biosynthetic process. The transcript is spliced from 3 exons. NCBI's taxonomy places the organism in Eukaryota, Metazoa, Arthropoda, Insecta, Diptera, Drosophilidae. Gene Ontology annotation, molecular function: prenyltransferase activity. Bases 111 to 1439 code for a protein of 442 amino acids. The record is from RefSeq and is a predicted model, not a curated record. Gene Ontology annotation, cellular component: mitochondrion; transferase complex.